AUGCUCGGUGAAUGUUCAGAACGUCCCACGCCGGUGAAGGUCGUGGGACCGAAUCAAGCGAUGCUGAGCCCCUCCUCGUCUCGCAGCCGUCGCCGCCUUUUCGCCUCGGUCACCCUCUUCGUGCCGAUUUGCCUCGUCCUCGCCACGUGUUCGCGCCUUUCCCUGCCACGUGUGCACUUCUCACUGCGCCUCGAAUGGCCCGACGGCCGCCCGUAUCAUGACGUCAGCAGCGGCCUCCCUGAGAGUGGCCAUUUGGCGGCAGGCGCGAGUCGACGGAGGGCCCUCGCGGAAAGUCCGUCCGCCGCUCCGCCGUCGCCCCCUCCGGUGUGCGAGUGCCCCGCGUGCCCCGCCGGCGCCAGUGUGGGGGAGGGCGACGAUGCGAGGAGCGCUACUGGAGGGGGGAGCGGUGGGGCGGAGGGGGAAGGCGAGGCGGCGGAAGCGUGGGGCGAAAACCACGCGUUCCGAGUGCACCCGACGAGCAUCAGCCUGUUUGCUGUCAUCAGCACGUACCGCACCGGCGAGGCCAGGUGGGGUAAGGCGAGGCCAGGUGGGGCAAGGCGAGGCGCUGGGUGUGGUACGGCAGAACCCCUCGUCCCUCUGUGCCUUAAGAACCCCUCGUCCCUCU
This is a messenger RNA of Closterium sp. NIES-65, 625 nucleotides long. NCBI's taxonomy places the organism in Eukaryota, Viridiplantae, Streptophyta, Zygnematophyceae, Desmidiales, Closteriaceae. The record is from the annotation of a GenBank genome assembly.